AUGCAGGACGAAACGCAUGCACAUUUCGUCAUGGACGAUUUCCACGCUCAGGUCAUCAGGGAAAGCGCAGAACGUUGGUGGGAUGGUAUUUACACGAUCUGCGAGCACGACGUUACGAUCAACGAAGUCCUGAGUCUUGGCAAAGAAGCGAUCGUCUCUGCCAAACUCAUCGACGCCUAUCUUGCCCUCGUCUCGCACAGCUUCGACACGCCGCGCGUUGAGGUCGUCGAGUCGGAAUUUGCCAAUCUUCUCAAGGACAUGGACUACGAGCAAGCUAUUCGCAAGUUUUACCUACCAGAGGGAAAGUCGGUCAUUGUAGCCAACAUCGACCAGCUGGAUCUGAUUUUUGUGCCGGCGCAACUGGUCGGCGAACACUGGAGUGUACUCGUUAUCGAUCUCAAGCGCAAGCGCUUCCAUCAUUUCGACUCGACGCGAACGCAAGAAGGAUCCCGACUGGCUUUCGAGACCGGCAGGAAGUUGUUGCAGAAAGAGGAGAAAGUCAGAAAACGCGAUCUGGAGCUUUCCUCAUGGAAGGAGCGAGACGACGUGCUACUCCCGGAGCUUACGAAUGCCUGGGACAGCGGCAUCUUUGCAGCACAGGCGAUCCGAUACCUGCUUCAGUCGAACAGACUGCCGUCCAGAAUGAGCCAAGAGGAUUGGCCUUUCGAGCAGGAGGCUGCCGACGCUAUUCGGUGGCACAUGUGGAAGGAGAUCACUGCGGGAGUCACAGCGCCCCUCGAGAUCAAGACGAUCUUCACAAUUUGGUGA
Kalmanozyma brasiliensis GHG001 is the source of this 768-nucleotide messenger RNA. RefSeq names its product Peptidase C48, SUMO/Sentrin/Ubl1. Gene Ontology annotation, cellular component: nucleus. The coding region runs from base 1 to 768 and encodes 255 amino acids. The transcript has a single exon. Gene Ontology annotation, biological process: protein desumoylation. The record is from RefSeq and is a predicted model, not a curated record. NCBI's taxonomy places the organism in Eukaryota, Fungi, Basidiomycota, Ustilaginomycetes, Ustilaginales. Gene Ontology annotation, molecular function: deSUMOylase activity.